Messenger RNA from Dioscorea cayenensis subsp. rotundata (Guinea yam), 845 nucleotides. RefSeq names its product zinc finger protein STAMENLESS 1-like. Lineage: Eukaryota; Viridiplantae; Streptophyta; Magnoliopsida; Dioscoreales; Dioscoreaceae. Gene Ontology annotation, molecular function: DNA-binding transcription factor activity. The transcript is spliced from 5 exons. The coding region runs from base 12 to 845 and encodes 277 amino acids. The record is from RefSeq and is a predicted model, not a curated record.
GAGAAAUUAUCAUGAGGAGUACACCAGAAGGGAACCCUUUGGACCUGAACAACUUGCCUGAGGAGUAUGGCAAACAACCCUUGGAAGAGAGCUCCACCACAACUGCUGCUUCCACUGACACUGCCAGGUUUAAGAAGAAGAAGGGUUCUGGUAAGGAUGAUGCCAAGGUUUAUGAGUGCCGUUUUUGUUCCUUAAAGUUCUGCAAAUCUCAAGCUCUUGGUGGCCACAUGAACAGACAUCGCCAAGAGAGGGAGACUGAGACACUCAACAGAGCUCGCCAACUGGUUUUCAGCACUGAUGGAGGCCAUGGAUCUCAUAUUGGGUUGAGGGAGAUGAACAUAGGAGGAGGUGGUGGAAUGCAAAGUAUAAGCCCAGGGAGUUUCCAGCACAGAGGAGGUGUUGCUGAACAAUGUUUGCCUCUCAGGCCAAUGUAUCCAAGACUACCAACACAACCAUAUGUUUACCCUUCUUCUUCUUCUUCUUCUUCUUCUUCACAUCAUGUGGCUUAUCCUGCUCCUUAUCCUCCUCCACCCCAUCACCCUCCAGUUGGUGACUAUUUCAUUGGCCAUGUCAUUAGUGGCAGUGGAAGUGGGGUAAACUCACAGAGGCAAGCAGUAAACCCUAACCCUAAUUAUAGUACUAGUGGUGGGGGUGAUCAAACAAACUACACUUGUUAUGGAGCUCCACUUCCUCAGAACUUUCAGGUUGGAGAUAGACUUCCAGUAACUAGAGAAAGUGCAACUACUAGUAACAACAACAACAACAACAACAACAACAACAACAACAACCAAGGAGAAGGACUAGGAGUGAACUGGAGUACUUCAAACCCAAGCUUUGUUGAUUGA